This is a messenger RNA of Serinus canaria (Common canary), 3640 nucleotides long. RefSeq names its product WD repeat and FYVE domain containing 2 (gene WDFY2). The coding region runs from base 1356 to 2558 and encodes 400 amino acids. The record is from RefSeq and is a predicted model, not a curated record. The transcript has 14 exons. Gene Ontology annotation, molecular function: protein binding; metal ion binding. NCBI's taxonomy places the organism in Eukaryota, Metazoa, Chordata, Aves, Passeriformes, Fringillidae.
UGGCGGUGCUCGCAGGGACGUGCCCCGUGGGUGCAGCUCCAGGCGCCGGGGAUGCGGUGGGGCAGCGCGGGCGGGACGGACGGAUGGGGAGCGGGAUCUGUCGCCGCCACCCCUCUCGCUGAGCUAUUUCCAGAGCUGCGGGGUGACGCGUUCCUCAGGGGCAGCGCCCUGCCCGCCCCGCCCGCUCGGGGAGGGCGGGGGGUGGCCCCUGGGGAGCGCCAGGCCGGGCCGGGGCAGUAACUCCGGCGCUGGCGGCUUGUCGCCGCCGGGAGCGGCGGUGACUGGUUGUGCUGUGUCCUGGACUUCUGCAGCAGCUAAUAAGUAACUCCUGAUGCCAGAAUAACUCCUGAUUCCAAAGGUUGGCAGAUAUCAUUUGAGCUCUCAUUUCAGAGGAAAACCGCUGUUCGUUGGGCUUAGCGUGGGUAAAUGCAAAGUUGCAGCUGAAAUAGCGCUUUCCAAUCUGCUGACAACUUCUGCAAUGCAGGACAGCAGCUCAGACAUUGAGCAUGAUUUUCCAGAAUCUUUCGAGACAGAUUAUGAAAGUUUGGCAUAUGCCUCGGGAGGAAGCUGCCUGUUCACUGGUUUCAGCACAGAGCUUUGGGCAAGUGAUCUGACUUUCUUGGAGCUCAAUGAAUCUGUCAGGAAAAGCGAGCGAAAAGAAGGUGCUUGAUGAAAACGAGCUGCUGGAAGUCUGCUGCGUUUCCCUUGGGAAUAAGCUUUCUGAAAGGGAAUUUCUGCUGGCGCCGCGGUGCAGCCCUGCCUGCCAGCGUCCCUGUCUAAUGCAGCCGCAGAAAUCCCAUGUUUACCUUCAGUCCCAGGAAAAACUAAGAUAGGAAAAUGCAAACAGAGGGAUGCAGCUACUUUUGCGUAACGUUCUGUUUAAUCUUUACUCGCGUUGGGGUUUUUUAUCGCCCGGCCGGCCACAGCAGUGUGGGACGGACCGCACGGAGCCGUACGGUGCCGACAGCGCAUAACCGGGCACGGGUCAGAGAGGGACACGCUUCCCGGCUGCUGCCGGGGCGAGCCCGCGGCGCUGGGAGGGCAGCCCUGGCAGGAGAGGUGCGCUCGCACCUCCGCAGGACCGCAGGUUUCCCUUCGCCACGGCGCUGCCCCGCAGCCCCGCUCAUCGAGAUGGCGGCGGGCGGCCGCCAUUUCCCACCCCUCAGCAGACCGCGCCCCGCCCGGCCCGGCCCGGCCCUGCCCGCUCGGGGGCGGUGCCGCAGCGCUGUCCCUGCUUCCCUGGGAGCGCCCGGCUCCGCAAGUCCCUCCUCCGCCUCGGCAGUGCGGGCCGCCUUCUUCCCUCCCUCUCCCGGCCGUAGCCUCCUCCGGCGGCAGCGGCGGUGCCCGCCGGCCCCAUGGCGGCGGAGCCCCAGCCCAAGGCGCUGACUCGCAAGCCCCUCCUGCUCAACAAAGUGGAGGGCUCGCAGGAGGUGGUGAACAUGGCAGCGAUAGUGCCCAAGGAGGACGGGGUCAUCAGCGUCUCGGAAGACAGAACAGUUCGUGUCUGGCUGAAGAGAGACAGUGGGCAGUACUGGCCCAGUAUAUACCAUGCAAUGCCAUCUCCAUGUUCAUGCAUGUCUUUUAACCCGGAAACCAGAAGGCUGUCCAUAGGUCUAGACAAUGGUACAAUCUCAGAAUUCAUUUUGUCAGAGGAUUACAACAAGAUGACACUAGUGAAAAGUUACCAGGCUCAUCAAAGCAGGGUCAUCAUGAUUCUGUUUGUCCUGGAGAUGGAGUGGGUGUUGAGCACGGGACAAGACAAACACUUCACGUGGCACUGCUCGGAGAGCGGCCAGCGGCUGGGCGGGUACCGCACCAGCGCAGGCGCCUGCGGCCUGCAAUUUGAUGUGGAAACCCGGCAUGUGUUUGUUGGUGACCAUUCUGGUCAAGUGACCAUCCUCAAACUAGAGCAAGAGUCCUGCAGCCUUGUCACCACAUUUAAGGGACACACAGGUGGUGUCACUGCUCUCUGCUGGGACCCAAUACAGCGAGUUUUAUUCUCAGGCAGUUCUGAUCAUUCCAUUAUAAUGUGGGAUAUUGGAGGAAGAAAAGGAACAGCCAUCGAGCUGCAAGGACACAAUGAUAAAGUUCAGUCUCUCUCCUAUGCUCACCACACUCGGCAGCUCAUCUCCUGUGGUGCAGAUGGGGGAAUCGUUGUCUGGAACAUGGAUGUUGAGAGGCAGGAGACUCCGGAGUGGCUGGAUAGUGACUCCUGUCAAAAAUGUGACCAGCCUUUCUUCUGGAACUUCAAGCAGAUGUGGGACAGCAAGAAAAUAGGCCUCAGGCAGCAUCACUGCCGGAAGUGUGGGAAAGCCGUGUGCGGGAAGUGUAGCUCCAAGCGCUCCUCCAUCCCGCUGAUGGGCUUCGAGUUUGAAGUGAGGGUCUGCGACAGCUGCCACGAGUCCAUCACGGAUGAGGAGCGGGCGCCUACAGCUACUUUCCAUGACAGUAAGCACAACAUUGUUCACGUACACUUCGAUGCCACCAGGGGAUGGCUGCUGACCUCGGGGACAGACAAGGUCAUUAAGUUGUGGGAUAUGACACCAGUAGUGUCUUGAUGUUACAUCAGUGGAACUUGAAAGGUGAUAUUUACAGAAGAAAUGGAUUUCCUAACCCCAAUUAUACUGCAGAAGAUAGAGAAUACUGGGCACAUACGGCUGAUGAGAAAGGAACUAAUGUGUUUACAACAACUUUAUGUCCUCUGCUUCAUCCAGGCUGAACAUUUGCACGAAGACUCUUUCCACUUCUUCUCAAAAUAUACAAGAAGGUAUUUUUUUAACUAACGGUUUGUAUGAUCUGACUUUGGUUGUCUUGAGUUUGUUUGGAAAAAUCUGUGUGCAGUGCAAUUUUUAGUUUUUAUAUUUUCAGUAUGUCAAGACACUUGCUGCUUUGUACAGAGAGUUCUUGGAUUGUAUCUUCCUCUGUGAGUUUUUGGUGUCAACAGACUGUGUAAGGCAAUUGGCUCUCCCUGCAGCCAGUACCUGUUGGUUUGGGAUAUUUCUGCUGACCAUGCUCUCUCCAGAGGAGGAAAUCCAGGCACAGUCUCUGGGUGCAUCACCGAGGAGCUGAUGGACUAUUGCAAUUCCUAAAAGGGCUCUACCAUCUAUUUGUCCUAGUGGGCAUCAUCCAGAGAGCAUUCAUUGGGCUGUAUAAUCUUCCUGCCUCUCCCUUUGCUGCACAAGUCGCAGAACCAGGGGUCAGGUUAUUCAGCAACUGAUUUCUACAGAAAACUGAAAUAGUUUUCCAGCUCAGAGCAUUCUAAGGAGCACACAGACUUGUUUGAAUUUGAUGAUGCUGACAGUCUGAUUCAAAUGAAAUUAUUGGCAACAGGAACUUUUGGGAGUGUGUGCAUGGAGGGGGGCAGAUCUAAAACUGGUCUAGAUCUGAAAAGUCUGGUUUAUCUCUACCUCUACCUCUACCUUACACAGCAACAUUUCAGCAUUUAUACCUGUCUGUGUUGUUGAAGGUGAAUUUUGUUCUUCCUGUUUUCCAUAUGGUUAGUCAUAUUUAUUUUUUUAAAUGCUGAUGGUUUUUAUUAAUUUUCUCUAUAGACCCAGAAGUGAUAUUGCUGAAUGAUGCCCAUUGUCCUAUUGUCAUACUUUACAGUUUCUCUUAAAAAUAAACAGUAUUUAAAAACCUG